Messenger RNA from Polyodon spathula (Mississippi paddlefish), 1216 nucleotides. RefSeq names its product sirtuin 4 (gene sirt4). The transcript is spliced from 3 exons. Bases 161 to 1216 code for a protein of 351 amino acids. The record is from RefSeq and is a predicted model, not a curated record. NCBI's taxonomy places the organism in Eukaryota, Metazoa, Chordata, Actinopteri, Acipenseriformes, Polyodontidae. Gene Ontology annotation, molecular function: NAD-dependent protein lysine deacetylase activity; NAD+ binding.
CAAUUCCCAAAAUGAAAACGGUGGGUGGGUUUUUCCUCUGUUUACUGCUGUAAUUUUCCCCGGCUUCGGUCACAGACUGUAAAAGACAGAGCUGGAAAGUUCUGAUUUGAUUGAAAAGGUGGCGUUUUUCUUUUCCCAGAAUUGACGUGUCAGUGCAGUAAUGAACAAGAUGAGGUUUCUUUUUAAAUUAAGAGCUGCCGGUGAGUGUCCCCUGCUUACUGCGAACAGCAGGAACUCCAGCUCGGCAGGGGCAGCAGUCUCCACCCUGGCUUUCGUUCCAGCCAGCGCUCCCCUGGACACCAUGGAGCUCGAAGACCUGCAGGACUUUGUGUCAAGAUCUAAAAGGCUCUUUGUAAUCACCGGAGCCGGCCUCUCGACGGAAUCCGGAAUUCCAGAUUACCGCUCGGAGGGAGUCGGGCUUUACGCCAGGACUGAGCGGCGACCGAUCCAGCACACGGAGUUCUUGAAGAGCGCAAAGGCGAGGCAGCGGUACUGGGCGCGGAAUUUCGUCGGCUGGCCACAGUUCUCGUCUCAUCGCCCUAACCCUGCGCAUUUGGCCCUAAGCAGCUGGGAGAGGCUGGGCAAGCUGCACUGGCUGGUAACGCAGAACGUAGACGCUCUGCACUCCAAAGCAGGGCACCAGCGAGUGACGGAGCUCCACGGCUGUACACACAGGGUGGUGUGCCUGGGCUGUGGGGCUCUGACUGCCAGGUCCGAGCUCCAGCACCGCUUCACCUCGCUGAACCCCGGCUGGAGCCAGGAGGCUGGGGGCGUGGCUCCUGACGGGGACGUGUUCCUGACAGAUGAGCAGGUGCAGCACUUCCGGGUCCCUGGGUGCGAGGCCUGCGGUGCUGUCCUCAAGCCAGACGUCACGUUCUUCGGGGACACCGUGGACAGGGACAAAGUGAGACACGUCCAUGAGCGCCUGGCGGAGGCCGACGCGGUGCUGGUGGCCGGCUCAUCCCUCCAGGUAAGGCUGGAACAACGAUCCACCGUCGUUAGGGUGACCAUCGGAGAUGUUUCUCUCCUCUCUCUCUCUCUCUCUCUCUCGUUUGUGUUUCAGGUUUACUCCGGGUACAGGUUCCUUCUUGCAGCUCACGAGAAGAAGCUCCCGAUAGCAAUAGUGAACAUCGGGCUAACCAGAGCGGACCACAUGGCCUGGGUCAGACUCAGCGCUCGCUGCGGGGAGGUGCUGCCCUGCAUUGUACCUCUUUGA